Molecule: messenger RNA, 4824 nt
Organism: Cyanidioschyzon merolae strain 10D
Lineage: Eukaryota; Rhodophyta; Bangiophyceae; Cyanidiales; Cyanidiaceae
Product: RNA polymerase I largest subunit
Exons: 1
Coding region: 1-4824 (1607 amino acids)
Biological process (GO): DNA-templated transcription
Cellular component (GO): RNA polymerase I complex
Molecular function (GO): DNA-directed RNA polymerase activity; DNA binding
Source: RefSeq, a predicted model, not a curated record
AUGGACGAGCGCGUCGUAUCGUUAAAGAGUGGAGAUGUGCACUACCGAAUAGGUGGAGUAGGUUUUGGUUUCUAUACGGCGGAGGAGGUGCUGCAACUCUCUGUGCAGCAGAUCCAGUCUGCGGUUGCCUUUGACGACCUUGGACGGCCUGUACGCGGCGGCCUCUACGAUCCACGCUUAGGCGUUUAUGACAAGUUUGGCAUCUGCGCGACGUGCCGUCUGGGGUUUUUCAGCUGCCCUGGUCACUGCGGUCAUAUCGAGUUGGCCGAGCCCGUCGUGAACCCGCUUCUUUUUUCCUUGCUUGUGCGACUUCUUCGCGGCGUAUGUCUUGGCUGUGCGAACUUUCGUUUGCCACGGAUUCGGGAGAAGCUUUGGCUUGAGUGUCUGCGACACCUGGAACGAGGCACCUGGCAAAACUUCGAAUCGCUCGCCGAUCUCCUGCAACUGGAUAAGCAGAGCACUAGUCCGGACUUGGCAGGUUUCCUGGAUCAGACCUCCGAUGUCUCCAGCGAGAGCAGCGAUGGUAGCCGCAGUUCCACAAAAAAGCCCAGGCUCGAAUCAGCCCGCGGAGGUCACUCUGGUGUUCACACUGACCGCUUUGAUGCUGCUACGGAGAAGCUAACCACUGUACAGCGAAGCAGUCGUCGCGUCCAACUCAUGCAGCGCUUCAUCGGUGACUGCACGAGCUCGAAUGCAGCUUGCACACGCUGUGGAUGCAAAGCGGUGCAUAUUCGCACCGACGGGUGUCGCAUUUUUGCACGUCUGCCUCCGACGCGGAAACGAUCAAAGGCUGCUGCGACGACGCUGGCAACUGCUCAGGCCAGCCCUGACACAGAAGCACAGUGUCAGACGCAGCUGCUUGAGGCACUCUGUUUGGUUGCUGGAAAGGAACAGCUUCUACUGCCGAGUAUGGUGGUGCGUAUUCUCUUAGCAGUAGAACAGAAUUCUCCUGAACUUUGUGGGUACUUGUUUGGCCACCACCUCCUCGACACAUUCUUGCUGCGGGUGCUUCUGGUUCCACCGUCUAGAUUUCGUCUUCCUUCUACUCGAGAUGAUGAUGUCAACAGCAUACCCCGCGAGCAUGCCCAAAAUUUCCAUUACACAUAUGUGCUUAAGGCAAAUGAGUCGGUAGCGGAUGCGCGGAAGGCGAGAAAUCCCCUGGCCCUCGGCAAGGCGGUUGCUGAGCUCCAACAAGCAGUUCAGGAGCUGGUGGACUCAGAGCCAACCGCUUCGAUGCGACGUGCUCCGGGCAUACGGCAACAGCUGGAGCACAAGGAGGGGAUUUUCAGGAUGCAUCUUAUGGGGAAACGAGUGAACUACGCUGCGCGAUCGGUAAUUUCUCCCGAUCCCUUUCUGGACGUGAAUGAAGUUGGAGUACCACUCCAGUUUGCAAUGAAACUUUCGUUUCCGGAACUAGUCGCUUCCUGGAACCUGACCCGACUUCAGCAGAAUGUGUAUCGCGGACCCCAGAGGUACCCAGGGGCAAAUAUCAUCGAACGGGGAGACGGCACCCGAAUCCAAAUUCCUGCAGGUGAUAGCAAGCGAUCUGGGGUGCUCGCGGAGACACUUUUCGAAGCUGAAGAACUCCCUGAUGGUUGCGUUGUUCCUACACGCGUUUUCCGGCAUCUUCAGAACGGUGAUCGAGUGUUGUUCAACCGCCAACCAACGCUGCAUCGCGUUGGCCUCAUGGCUCAUCGCGUCCGCGUCCUGGGCCCGACGGAGAAUACUCUCCGACUGCACUAUGCGAACUGUGGUGCCUACAAUGCAGACUUUGAUGGUGAUGAAAUGAAUAUGCAUGUGCCGCAGGAUUGGAUUGCUGCUGCUGAAGCAGAAUACCUCUUGCGGAUCGAUUUCCACUAUUUAUCGCCAACUGCAGGAGCUCCAGUGCGCGGCCUCAUUCAGGAUCAUGUGCUGGCAGCGGUGCUGCUCACACAGCGGGACCGUUUUUUUUCAUGGGAGGAAUAUUCCGAGCUGAUCUAUGCGGCUACUGCUCGACUCUGGGAGAGAAAGCGCGGAACCGAGGGAACGGCGCCAGGGUCAGCCCUCGGGCCGUUCACUGUUUGCGCGGACGUUCCGCCGGCGAUCCUGUACCCGCAACAGUACUGGACAGGGAAGCAGGUGCUAAGCACUGUUUUGGGGAUCGUUGCACAUUUGGCGGAUCCUGAAAACCGCCAUAGAAAGCUUAGAAUGCAGAGCCGGGCCAAGGUGAGUUCCGCUUUUUGGGGCCAAAGCGCAUCCGAGGAAAGUAUCGUUAUCAUUCGAGAUGGUGAACUGUUGCAAGGAGUCGUAGACAAAGCACAGAUUGGGGCUGCUCCCUUUGGACUUGUCCAUUGUGUGCAUGCCCUCUAUGGCCCGGAGGCGGCCUGUGACCUGCUUUCGUGCCUUGGCCGCCUCUUAACGAUAUUCCUCCGCCGCCACGGACAUAGCACAGGCGUGGAAGAUUUGCUCCUGCUGCCGUCAACAGAGCGAAUUCGUUGGGAGAUGCUCAAAGAUACACAGAUAACCGUUGGAAGCCGCGUCCUCAGACGAGUGCUUGGUCUCCCGGCAGACGGCACGGUCGACCUGGAACACGCACUCGCAGAGGCGCUUCGCACGGAACGCGGCCGGGAGCUCGAACUGCUCCUCGAUAUGGAAAUGAAAAAGGAACUCGCAUCCAUCGCAUCUAAUGUUUCCGAGCAUUGCAUACCGGCCGGUUUGCGCAAACCUUUUCCGAAUAACGGUUUUGCUUUGAUGACAGCCAGUGGAGCAAAAGGCUCCCAGGUCAAUGCGGCGCAGAUAUCGUGCCUGCUCGGUAGCACCGUACUCGAUGGGCGGCGUGUUCCACGGUCUGUUGCUGGCUGGACGUUGCCUUGUUUCCGGCCGUAUGAAAGCACCGCACUUGCUGGUGGAUUUAUCGCUUCGAGAUUCCUGACGGGCUUGUCACCGCCGGAGUAUUUCUUUCACUGCAUGGCGGGGCGGGAAGGCCUCACCGAUACCGCCGUGAAGACGGCGCGCUCCGGGUAUCUGCAGCGAUGUCUCGUGAAGGCGCUCGAGGGGGUCACAAUCGCCUACGAUGGAACUGUUCGAGAGUCUGAUGGAUCCAUCAUCCAGUUUUGCUACGGCGAAGACGGUCUUGAUCCGUGUCAAGCACUCUGGCUCCAACACAGAGCGGAGUUCAUGGCCAUUUUACUUGCCGAUGGGACGCGCAGUGCUGGCAAGUUUGCCUCGCAGUCGCCGUCGAAUGCCACGAGAAAGUCGAAUGCCGUUUCCGCCGCUGAGGUUUGCGCCACCCAUUCCGCAUCUAGUCCAAAGCUCCCGCCGGCGCUUCUCGAGAUGUACGAGACCCUGGAUGAGGCACACCGUUCCGCAUUGCUCGAGUGGUACACGCGAUCGACUGCCGCACCCGGCGACGCGGUAGGCGUGAUUGCUGCCCAGUCGAUCGGUGAGCCCAGUACCCAAAUGACCCUGAAUACCUUUCAUUUCGCCGGGAUCGGUGUUGAACACGUUACCGCCGGUGUGCCACGACUGCGUGAGCUUCUCAUGUUCCCGGGUUCGGCUCCAGCGACGCCGUUUAUGCAGAUUCCAUUCAAAGAGGGCGUCUCGAGGGAGCGCGCUGUCGCUACCUGCUAUGCUCUGCGCUCUGUGCGUUUGCGCGAUCUAAUCCUUCGUUUGCAGCUGCGUUUGCAGGGAGCAAAGCGGAAUGAGCGAGUUCAUCUGACCCUGAUCAUGGUGCUCGCUGAGCCUGAGCUAUGGACGCAGGUGCUGGGUAUCUCUCCGAACAAUGUCCAGGCCGCCACGAAGAAGACGUAUGGUCCAGUGCUGAAGGCGCUGAUUGCCCGACGCUUGCGAGAGCUUGAUAGCCAGCAGACUUGGUCGUCUUCAUCCGUCACUUUGAACGAGAAAGACCAGGACUCUGGUGAGCCCGAAGCUCCAGUGGAAACGGAAAUGUUGGAUGCUGGUUUGUCGGAUACCAGUUCAGAGUCAUCCGCGGAUUCCGUACCUGCUGAUAACGAGCUUGUAGCGCGCCGCAGCACCGAUCAGGACGAGUCCUCAGAACUGUCUGUGGAUUCUGAAUCCGAAGGCUUGGAAAAGAUAGCGUCGCGGGACCAUAACGACGAAAUCCGAUCAAAGACGACGGUCGCACCAGGUGAUACGCCAUGUUUGCCUCAGGUGCCGGAUGCUCCCGAAGACAACGAUGCGGUAGUGGUGCGCUUUCCGUCUCCAAAUCGGGUCGAGAUGAGCCUUUGGUUGCCUUCCGCUGCUUGGUAUACGCUCUUUUUGGAUGAGCUUGCGCUUGCGGCGGCGGAGCGGGUGCCCGUCCGUGCGGUUGAGAACAUACGGAACACUACACUGACGACCCGAGAGGAUGGCGGCAUAGCGCUGCGCACAGAGGGAUCGAAUAUCCGGUUGGCGUGGACACUUUCUGAUGAUGAACUCGACCUGGACGGUCUGUUUUCGAAUCACAUCUCCGAGGUCUUGAGCGUAUACGGCAUAGAGGCUGCUCGUGCUCGUCUUGUACGAGAGCUUCAAACCGUCUUUGCCGCCUACGGCAUCGCGGUGGAUUAUCGACAUCUCUCGCUCAUCGCGGACUAUCAAACUGCUCUGGGUGCCUGUCGUCCGUUUUCGCGCACCGGUAUGCGGAUGCUGGACAGUGUUCCGAGCGCGCUUCAACGAAUGUCCUUUGAGAGCGCCAGUCAGUUUCUUCGGGAUGCUGCCCUGGCACGAGAGGAGGACCAACUCGAGUCGGCGUCGGCACGGCUCUGUCUCGGCCAAGUCGUCUCGCAGGGGACAGGAAUGUUCUCAGUGCUAGCAUCGGAACGCUGCGGUACAGUAGCAGUGCAGUGA